Molecule: messenger RNA, 458 nt
Organism: Antrostomus carolinensis (chuck-will's-widow)
Lineage: Eukaryota; Metazoa; Chordata; Aves; Caprimulgiformes; Caprimulgidae
Product: D-aspartate oxidase-like
Exons: 3
Biological process (GO): L-aspartate catabolic process; D-amino acid catabolic process
Cellular component (GO): cytoplasm
Molecular function (GO): D-aspartate oxidase activity; FAD binding
Source: RefSeq, a predicted model, not a curated record
AUGGCAGCACCCAGGGUCGCAGUGGUUGGUGCGGGAGUCAUCGGCCUGUCCACAGCACUGUGCAUCACAGAGACCUGCCCCAGCUGCUCCGUGACCAUCCUUUCAGAGCAGUUCAGCCCCAACACAACGAGUGACGUCGCAGCUGGGAUGCUCAUCCCUCACACCUACCCAGGCACACCCACCCAUGUGCAGAAGCAAUGGUUCAAAGAGACCUUCACUUACCUUUUUGCCAUCAGCAACUCACCAGAGGCGUCAGAGGCUGGCAUUCACCUGGUCUCUGGGUGGCAGGUCUUUAAAAACACUCCCAAGGAAGAGUUACCUUUCUGGUCAGAUGUUGUCCUGGGAUUUCGACCAAUGUCCGAAGCAGAACUCCAAAAGUUUCCGCAGCACCGAUUUGGUCAGGCCUUUACGACGCUGAAAUGUGACUGUCCACCCUACCUGCUGUGGCUGGAGAAAAG